This is a messenger RNA of Diorhabda carinulata, 4035 nucleotides long. Its product is annotated as protein FAM135A. The record is from RefSeq and is a predicted model, not a curated record. Lineage: Eukaryota; Metazoa; Arthropoda; Insecta; Coleoptera; Chrysomelidae. The transcript has 15 exons. The coding region runs from base 305 to 4000 and encodes 1231 amino acids.
CGUUUCCUCGCGGGUGAACGCCUAACUGUGUCGUGCAAAAUAGGACACCGUUGCUAUCUUGGUUGCCUGGUUAAAGCUGCAUAAAAUACAUCUUUCCGUUGUCACAGUGAGAAUCAAAACGAUUUUACCCCAACUAUUAUAUUAAAUAAAACUCGUGUCACGCGAUCGAGUGUUAGAUAAAAUAAUGGAUGUUCAGUGUUCAUUUAGAAAAAUCAAAAACGAAGUUUAAUGGUUUGAUACAGGAAGCACAAAUUUAUCUUAAUCAGGAAUGUAGUCAACUACCCAAAUAAACCCAUUCAAUAUUAUGAGUGAGUUGCAGUCAACCAUAGAAUUUUCAGUAGAAUUAUUCAAAUUUUACAAUGUCGACUUAUUUCAAAGAGGAAUGUAUCAAGUUCGUUGUGCUUUACGGGUUACAUCAAAAUUUAAUGUUGAAAUUGAAGUCACAACACCGGAAGUGACUACUGGUCUAGGUACUGCUAUUGUUUUGGGAAAUUAUGGAGCUUGUCGUCCUUUUCAAAUUCUUUACAGAAACGAAGAAGUUACGCUUAAAGAUGUUGUUUUAUUCAGAUGCCACAUAUUGGUAGAUGGCCAUAAUUUGAGAGAAUCUUUGGAAAGGGUGGAAUUCUCUUUAGUUUUGGAAUUAUGGUUUAGCGAUACUUCCCCAGUAUCUAUGGUUAUGGUUUCCCAAAGAAUAUUACAACUUAAUAUGUCGCCGAUUGAAGGACUUCACUAUCAUUUACCAGUUCUAUUCGAUUAUUUUCAUUUAUCGGCCAUUUCUUUGACUGUUCAUACUGCGUUGACUGCCUUACAUCAACCUUCUAUGAAGAAGGGCCUACUUCGGUACAUGCAAAGCUGUGCUCCAAAACAUUCGAAAUCAUGGAACAAAAUUCGAACAACGCAAUGUUCGUCAUUAACGGAUCCCGUCCUACCAGUGAGUAGUAAUAAGAUUUAUAGCAGAAUUCAUGAAUCACCGCAAAUACAUUUAGAAGCCUAUAACGUUCUAGUAGAUUCUAGCAAUAAUCUUAAAAAUACUAUCAAACAUUAUAAAUCAUUGUUACAAGAGAGAGAAGAGAAUGUUUCAGAGAGUUAUGAUACUGUAGUCGUUAAAUACAAUGAAUACGACAGCACCAAGCUGAUGAAAAAAAGGCCUUACAAACAAAAUUCAGGACUAGCCGAAGUGUGUACAGAGAAUAUUAAAUUAUGGAAUUAUUUUCUGUUGACAUUUAGUUGUAAAAUUGUCAUACAACAGUUUUUAAGCAAAAAGCAUCAUAGUUUAAGAGUUAGAAGAUUUGCCGAACUAUUUUUUCUUAUUUACAACCCCAGGAGCUCGGCAUUUGGAUGUAACGAAACUAAUUAUCAAAAUUAUUCGCUCAUCUCCGAAAUAGCACGAAGGUCAAAAUAUACACAAAUUUUACCACCUUUACCUAUACAUUGUGUAGCUUUAGAUGGGGAAAGUACAACGAUGCCAGUUAUUUUUGAAGAUCAAUAUCAAGAUCCGUUCGAGGCGAAGAAAAGAACUUGUGAAGAAGUCAGUUUCAAUCGAAUUCAAGGUAAUGAUGUAUGGACAAAAUCUACCAAGGUAGAUGUAGAUGAAGCAAAUUGCUCUUGUGGAAUUGGAAGAUUGUGGACAAACAAAAUUGGAUCGAUAAAAACCUUACUCGGCAAUGAUUUGUACAACUUAGGAGACCCUCUAUCAUUUACCAUUCCAGCUAGACAUAGUAAAUCUUUGGAUCAUUUACAAAUGUGUUCAACUAAUAACUAUCAUUAUACUUUAAGUAAUCGCAGACAAAAAUCAUGUCAAAAUAAAGAAAAAUUAUUAUUUUGUCAAACGGAACCAACUUUAAAAAAUGUAGCUAGUGAACAUAAUAUGGGGAACAGGGUAUAUUUUUCAAAUAAAAAUAAAGAAACUAUUUAUAAUACUGAUUCUGAUAAAACAAAUAUAUCUAAAAGAACUGAACCAGAAGAAUUAUUAUCCACUGAUAUUGAUUUACAAAGUUAUAUCGUAGAAAAGAAAUACAAGCAAUUUAGUAUAAAAAAUUUAUCUAACGUGAAAGAUCAAUAUUAUACUUUAGUAAAAUCAUUGAGUGGAAUGCCCUCGGAAAACGUUCACGAAAUUCUCAGAUCUACUUCAACUCAAUCGUUUUCUCCCAAAGGAAAAAUAAGCAACGGAAUGAAUAAAAUUACUCCUUCCUUAUUAAAGAGGAAUCACAAACCUAUCCAAAUUGAAAACAUACAAAAUCAAAUGAAAAAAUCAAAAACGACCGUUUCUAAUGGCAAUAUCGAAAGUUUAUCGACUAGUAGUUCCUUUGAUACCCUAGCGAAGGUUAAAACAGAGUUCAAAUAUGAAAAUAUAACCAAUUCUGGUGCUGUUAGAAAAGUUAGAAGCUUUCCUUGCUUGUCCGAGAAAGUAUUCACGCAAACUUUAUCCGGCACAGAAUCAUUACCCAAUAUAACAACAAAAUUAGAAGAUAGACUCUAUCCCGAAUUGAAAUAUUAUAGUAGUUCAACUUCUUCGAGUACCACUGAACAGAGUGGAUGGAUAACAUCUAGAAGUAGUUCUUUAGCAUCUAGUCUAGAUGUAACCAGUACUCUUCCAUGCCCUUCAGUACAUUUCGAAGCUAUUCAAAAGCGGCUUUUCACAAACUUGGAAGGAAAAAAGAGUAAAGAUAAAAAGGGAAAUGGAGAAAUUAAUACUAAACACAGAUCAAACCGAUUUUAUAUAGAUAGUGAUAGCUCUAAUAACGAUUUUAAAAUUGAUACAUCUGAUCAAGAUCCUAUUUUUUCAAAAGGCUGUGAAUCCAAUCAAAAUAAUAUUUGUGAAGAUUUUGCUCUUCCUCCUCCAAAACAAUUUAGAGAUUUAGACUCGCCUUCCAGCUCCGUUACGAACGGAGUUAACGAUGAAGAAAUUAAUGCAGUUGAUAAUCUACUUUAUCACGUCGUUGAUACGCAAACAACUUUGGAAAGAAGAUCAAGUCAAUUUGAUUUAACCAAAUUGCAAAGUGAGACUGACGCAGAUUACACUCUUACAAAAACAGAUAAAGACUCCCUGAAAACGUUCCUAAAAGCCAAAAAGGAAUUCAAAAGUCAAUUAAACAUACCAGGAUUUCUUUAUUCCGACAUGAACAUGUACGCCUCUACCAUUCCAUAUUUUCACAUCAGCGACGAGUUUAGGAUAUUUUCUCCAGAAGGUAUGCACUUAGUGGUUUGCGUGCAUGGUUUGGAUGGGAAUUCCGCCGAUCUUAGAUUAGUUAAAACGUAUUUGGAAUUAGGAUUGCCUGGAGCUUAUUUGGAUUUUUUGAUGUCCGAACGAAAUCAAGGAGAUACUUUUAGUGAUUUUGACACUAUGACUGAUCGUUUAAUCAGCGAAAUUCUACAUUAUUUAGAUACGAGUAGUAUACGACCAACAAGAAUAAGUUUCGUAGGACAUUCUUUAGGAAAUAUUAUAAUCAGGUCAGCGUUAGCGCGACCCCAAAUGAAAUUUCUAUUACCAAGACUGCAUACUUUCUUAUCACUAUCCGGACCACAUUUAGGUACAUUAUAUAAUAGCAGUGGAUUAGUCAAUAUGGGAAUGUGGUUUAUGCAAAAAUGGAAAAAAUCCGGAUCGCUUUUACAGUUAUGCUUAAAAGAUUCGGUAGAUCCUCGUCAGUCUUUUUUAUAUCGAUUAAGCCAACGAAGUACAUUACAUUAUUUCAAAAAUAUUUUAUUAUGCGGCUCUGGACAAGAUAGGUACGUACCACUUCACUCUGCAAGAAUAGAACUUUGUAAAGAAUCUCUCAAAGAUACAUCAGACCAGGGAACAAUUUUCCGGGAAAUGGUACACAACAUAAUAUCACCAAUUAUUGCUCAGAAAGAAGUGAAACUUAUCAGGUACGACAUCCAUCAUGCCCUACCCAAUACUGCCAAUGCUCUUAUUGGAAGAGCAGCACACAUAGCCGUUUUGGAUUCCGAACUUUUCAUUGAAAAAUUUAUGGUUGUUGUUGGUAUAAAAUAUUUUCGUUGAUAUUAAGAUUUUUUUAAUUAAAAGUUUAAUGAAAA